GUCUUAUGCACCACAGCCCGUGGAAGGAAGAUCGUUUAGCCCAGCCAGAGGGAAAGAUAAAGGCCCUCUUGGAUCCAGGUGUCGCCUGGGGAAAAGAUAAGGUCGGUAGUUGGAUCGACGUUUCCAAACCUGAAGUUGGGCUUGUUUCGGGUGAAUGAUGGAAGAGGACCUUGGUGGGGUGCUCGACGGUGCCGCCAUCCGCCCUCCAAGACUCGAGGACGCGGGCCUGGAGGACUGCGCCCUUCCUCCCGAAUCCAUCAUGGAAGCCUUCUCCCGCGCCGCCAUCUCCCUCAGGUCCCGGAUCUCCAACGUCGCUGCAACAGGAGAACAGGAAGAGAAGAGCGAGGACGGCGCUUGCGUCCAAGACCCCGGCCCGAGCAACGGCGAGGUCCCGGACGCCCUUCUUGGCGGUGGCACCACCGAAAGCUCCGCAUCGCUUCUCUCCUGCGGCAGCGAUGGCGGCGUCGAAGAUGAGGAGGAGGGAGGGAAAAGUGGUCAAGAUAAAGUCGUAGUUGUUGGUGGUGAUGGAGAAGGCGAUUUGGCCUCCGACCGGCUUGUGGUUGUGGGUGGGGAGAAAUCGGAGGUGGGAGGGAAGAGAUCUUGUGUUGAGGGUAUCGAGCAAGGAGUCUUUGGAGGGGAGAAGAAGAGGGAACAUGACGAAGAACAAGAAGAAGCGGAUGAAGGGGAUGGCGAUAGACCCAUUUUGAUCGAAGCUCUCAUCUGAGACGGAGAAAACAAAAUCAGAGGGUUUGGAAGGUAUUCAUAAUGCAUGACUGGGAGAAGGUAAAAAAUAUUUGAACAGAGCAUUCUUUAUUGGAACAGGACACUGUUCUUCUGAUAGGCUCUUUCUCUUGGUGGGUGGGGGUGCGUUGGGGAGGGUAUGUAGAUUCUAAUUCCAUCCUGCAUUCUUUAGAUGGUGAUGUGUUCUUGUAUCUAUGUUGUUGAAGGAUAGAACAUGGUCAAGUGAGGAUGAUGAACUCUACAGGUUUCGGUUUUUGUUCUCAACCAAUGAGACUGUAAACACAAUCUUUCUUACUGGAUUGUGAGCAACGUUGCGUUUGAUGCGCUGGAAUUUGCAUGUGCGGAUUAGUGUAUGUCAAUUAUUCUUGCUGGCAAUAUCUAUCUAUCAAUAAAUGGCAAAUGGAUUGCUCAUAUC
Elaeis guineensis (African oil palm) is the source of this 1156-nucleotide messenger RNA. RefSeq lists its product as uncharacterized. The record is from RefSeq and is a predicted model, not a curated record. NCBI's taxonomy places the organism in Eukaryota, Viridiplantae, Streptophyta, Magnoliopsida, Arecales, Arecaceae.